This is a messenger RNA of Pseudophryne corroboree (corroboree frog), 2823 nucleotides long. RefSeq names its product Bet1 golgi vesicular membrane trafficking protein like (gene BET1L). The transcript is spliced from 4 exons. The record is from RefSeq and is a predicted model, not a curated record. Lineage: Eukaryota; Metazoa; Chordata; Amphibia; Anura; Myobatrachidae. Gene Ontology annotation, biological process: regulation of retrograde vesicle-mediated transport, Golgi to ER; retrograde transport, endosome to Golgi. The coding region runs from base 131 to 466 and encodes 111 amino acids. Gene Ontology annotation, cellular component: SNARE complex. Gene Ontology annotation, molecular function: SNAP receptor activity.
CUUGCGGAUCGCGGCAACAUGACCCACGACGUUUGACAAUGGCCAGUUGAUCUGCUGGCGGACGUAACUGGAAGGGGGCGGGUUAUCUGACGCUGCAGAUCCUGCCACGUCAGAGAGGAAGGGAAGGAAGAUGGCGGAGUGGGGGAGAGGUUCAAACUCAGGCGCAGUUGAUGAGAUGAUUGAUGCUGAAAACAAGCGUAUGACAGAAAAUCUAUCCUCCAAAGUGACGCGGUUGAAAUCCCUAGCACUGGACAUUGACAGGGAAACUGACGACCAUAACAAGUACUUGGAUGGAAUGGACUCUGACUUCAUGAGUGUCACUGGUCUGCUGAGUGGCAGUGUGAAGCGAUUCACAGGAAUGGCGCGUUCAGGGCGAGAUAAUCGCAAGCUCUUGUGCUAUGUUUCAGCUGGACUUGUGGGACUCUUCUUCGUAUUAUACUUUAUAGUCUCCCGGGCCAGCACGUGAGGGAAGUUAUCUUUCACAAUAAAGACAUUCCUUAUGCACAGUCACCCUAUUACCUCCAUGCAGGGAGGGGGCUUUGGCUUAAUAUACGAGCUGAAGAGGAACUUGGCACUUUCACAAAUUACUUUAACAACUCUGACAAGUGAUUCAACCUUAAAUAUUGUAUUAGUGAUCUAAAGGAUAUCCAAGUAGCGAUACUGAUAUUAACUGAUUUGCGAAAUACCAAACUCUUCUACAAAAUGCAGUUCAUGGUUAUUAAGUAUAUUAAUAAAUGGGUUUAACAUGCCACCUAAAAUGACAUUUUGUAAAGUAGCAGCUUACAUAUGUUAUAGUGACUACAUGUGCUGCGUCCGCUUAGCUAUAUAACUCUCAUAUUGUUUGGAAUGGAAGAUAUGAGAACUAUGAAAUAUAUUUAUGUAUUUGAAGAAAAUGUUUCCUUUUUCAUUUAUAAUGAAAACAACUGCUAAUCCCGAUAUAGUGGCAGCGGUCCUGAAAUCCCUAAAUCUUAAGGUGCAUACACACUUGUCGAGAAUAUGAGAUACUUCACUCAUUUUCACCCUUCCUGAGCGACGUCGCUCACUUUCUCGGCAAGUGUGUAUGCCGCCGCCGACCAGCGAAGCGCGGCUUUGUGGGUCGUACACGACCCUCGCUGUCUGCCGUGCAGGGAGCUCGAUUUGGACUGUCAUCCAAGAGCUGCCUGCACGGCCCAGCCACUGUGUGACGUCACUGAGUGGUAUAAAUGUCAUAUCGCUCACUGUGUAUGCCCAACCGCCUCAGCCUGGGAGGGGAAACACUAGGCGAUGUCGCUCACAGAGCAUGUCGCCUAGUGUGUACCCAUCUUUAGGCGUAAACUUACUAAGGUGGGAGUUUUUUUUUUUAGAACUGGUGGUGUUGCUCAUAGCAACCAAUCAGAUUUUACUUAACAUGUAUCUAGCUGCUUCUAGAAGAAGAUAGAAUCAGAUUCUACCAUCGCCAGUUCUAAAAAAAACUUAGUAAAUUUACCUUUUUGUUUGAUACUGCACCGGGCUGCAAGUUCAUAAACAUGUACAAAGCUAGUUCUACCAUGUGACUGUAUUAUGCAGUUCUUUAUAUAGAAAAUCAUAGGCCCUAAAUUUCUGUAAAGUCUGUUUUUUUUAGUUACAACCUCUUUUGUAUAUCUGCAAUGUGUAUAUUGUUCUGCAUUUCUCCGAGUUUAGUAAAUAGUCUUCCUGCUUGUACUUUUACCAUGUACUUGUUUAUGUGCCAUAAUAUGAAAACAAAAAUACCCUGUACAAUUCUAUGUAGUAUUGGUAUGAUCAUCACAUGGCAUUUGUAGGAUAAAAUGCAUUUAUAGCAGUAUUCUUCCCAGGAUCUAUUUCACAGAGGUUUUACCCAGCUUUUUUUUCUUUACGUGCCACCAAGCACGAUCCUUAAUCACGUGUCUGAUGGACAAAAUCAGUGUUGCGCUGUAUUUACUUUACGGGGAUGGCCACAGUACCAGAUCUCUCCCCCAUCUUUAAGAGACAGCCCACAGUUUUUACCAUUCAAACAUUGCAGAGAAGGUAGAUGGAAGGUGCAAACAUGGACGGUAGCUCCCCCGUGUGCAUUGGGGGUAAUUCCAAGUUGAUCGCAGCAGGAUUUUUGUUAGCAGUUGGGCAAAACCAUGUGCACUGCAGGAGGGGCAGAUAUAACAUGUGCAGAGAGAGUUAGAUUUGGGUGGGGUGUGUUCAAUCUGCAAUCUAGUUUGCAGUGUAAAAAUAAAGCAGUCAGUAUUUACCCUGCACAGAAACAAUAUAACCCACCCAAAUCUAACUCUUUCUGCACGUUAUAUCUGCCUCCCCUGCAGUGCACAUGGUUUUGCCCAAUUGCUAUCAAAAAUCCUCCUGCGAUCAUCUUGGAAUUACCCCCAUUGUUAGAGACAAAUCUGUGUCCAGCCAGCAAGUGGGCAGUAUCUGUGUCCAGUCAGAUUAUACUGCCCCCACCUGGCUUUUUUGUAAUGCCGCCCGUCUGACAAAAUAUUCUGGAAAGGGCACUGUUAGUUUCUGUUCUUUACUAAUUUAUCAGCUUGUUGGUUUUAGCCCCAAGCAGGUGUGUCCUCUUGCAACACUUUUACCUAUAAAAACGCAAAACCUUGCAUCAUUUUGUAAAUACACAAAACAAAGAUAAACAUCUGCCAAUGACACAUAAUGGUUGUAAAUGAUCAGACUUUUAGCAUUUAUUCUUUAUAGCUGUAUACACUUUUGCAGACUGAAAUAUGUAUAUUUUUUAAUGCAAACCUGUUACCAGUUCAGUUAUGUUCUUGGAUGAUGUGCCAUAAAAAAGGUUUAACUGAAAAUGUGCAAGUGUCAGGCAUUUAAAAAUAAAUAAAUGACGCAUCACAA